This is a messenger RNA of Ilex paraguariensis (yerba mate), 1593 nucleotides long. Lineage: Eukaryota; Viridiplantae; Streptophyta; Magnoliopsida; Aquifoliales; Aquifoliaceae. The record is from the annotation of a GenBank genome assembly.
AUGGCACGUUCCGGUAAUCCGAAGUUUUCACUUUUUCAUGGCCUUUUUCUCAUACUUCUAUGUUUUUGGUUAGAGGUUUGCACUUCCAUAGACACAAUUACACCAACACAAUUCAUCAAAGACCCUGAAACUAUAGUCUCCAUUGGAAAGACCUUCAAGCUUGGAUUCUUUAGUCCUGGAAAUUCUACAAAUCGUUAUGCUGGUAUCUUGGAUAACAUCCCUGCAACUAUUGCGGUAUGGGUUGCCAAUAGAGAUAACUCUCUGAAUGAUUCAUCUGGGAUUUUGACAAUAUCCGAGGAUGGUAAUCUGGUAAUCCUAAAUGGGCAGAAGGAGAUCAUUUGGUCAUCAAAUGUUUCGAAUCUUGUGGCCAAUUCGAGUGCCCAGCUUCUGGAUAUAGGGAACCUUGUCUUACGAGACAACUCUAGUGGAAGGAUCAUAUGGGAGAGUUUUCAACAUCCUUCAGACUCAUGCUUACAGAAGAUGCGACUUGGUACUGAUGCAAAAACAGGUGAGAGGACUCUGCUGGCAUCAUGGAAAAGUCCCUCGGAUCCAUCCAUUGGAUCUUUCUCUGCAGGAAUUGAUCCUCUAAUCAUCCCGCAGUUGUUUGUAUGGAAUGGUAGUCAUCCAUACUGGCGUAGUGGCCCUUGGAAUGAAGACAAUUGUGGAAGCAUGUGCUUGAAUAACUGUUCAUGUACAGCUUAUUCAGGUUACUCUGGAAUUGGGUGUAUGCAAUGGAGUGGAAGUCUAAUUGACAUCCAGAAAUUCCUGGAUGGUGGGGCGGAUCUUUACAUUCGAGUGGCAUAUUCAGAGCUUGUCAGAGCAACUGCGGUAUUUUUUGCAUAUGUUGGAUUUGAUGCAAUUGCUGAUUCGACUGAAGAAUCUACAAGACCACAGUGGAACUUCCUAUUAUGCCUAAUGGGAAGCCCUCUUGUUUAUAUUGUAUACACAGUACCUUUAAAAAAAUUCGGAAUAUAUCUGAAAUAUGUAUCUGUGUUAAUAGGCAUUGGUUCUGUUACUGGACUUACUACAACCCUUCUUGUGAGUAGCAGCCUAUUUGUGGUGGUGGUGGUGGUAGGUGACCCACCACAGCUCUGUUCCUCUCUCACUCUCACACCGCCAGCAACGACGAUUCUCACUCUCCAGUCCGAGUUUGGUGGUGAUUUGUCUCUGUCAUUCUCUGGCCGUCUUCGUAUCCCUUUCGCUGUCUACAAAAUCUUGCAGCAUGUCGAGUCAUAUCAGAAGGAAAAUAAGCUUAAUCCAUUGCCCAUUAUAUUGUGCAUUGACUGGAAUGGGAGCAAACGAGGUCAUGUUUACAAAUUCCUUAGAUCUCAAGGGUUUGUGUCAUCAUAUGAUACUGCUCAUCAGUACACUGAUGCAGAUGCGCACAAGCUUCUCAAUCCUGAUGGAUACAGGAAACUAUUGAAAACAAGUUGGAAUGAAGCAGUAUUUAGCAUGUAUAAGGUUGUUCGAGGUCGUGUGGACAUGGUAAAAUGUUGGCAAAUAGACUCUAAUGGAUUCAUUUUAGUUGUGGUACUGGAAGUGACUGUCCUGAUGCUUCUGUGGCAUUUGACUGGUUUGCCUCCUCCAUACUGA